Molecule: messenger RNA, 3814 nt
Organism: Danio rerio (zebrafish)
Lineage: Eukaryota; Metazoa; Chordata; Actinopteri; Cypriniformes; Danionidae
Gene: ptpra
Product: protein tyrosine phosphatase receptor type A
Cellular component (GO): focal adhesion; plasma membrane
Molecular function (GO): hydrolase activity; protein tyrosine phosphatase activity; phosphoprotein phosphatase activity
Source: RefSeq, marked validated
CAACAUGGCGGAUUAGGAGGCGACCGAAGCGCCCGGAUACAACGAACAAAUACUGGGAUACCGUUUCCCCUUUCCGUGGAGACGCCAGGAAUACAGGCUUUUCGGACGGCUAACGCGCUCCUUCGAGACUCCCCGAGACAUGCGUUUUGGAUAACAGUUCGCGUUGCUGUGCCUCACUCCAAAUUGGCUGUCUGUCCGAGAUCAUUCCUAUCACCCAGGCCCCCCACCCCGAACACACUCUCGGUUCCUGGGGUGUGGAGACAGGGGCCGGGGAAGUGGAAAACAAGCGCACUUUUAUCUGGAACAUCAGGCUCCGUGCUGCGGGACAGGGCUGUCAGGGGGAUCAUUGUGCGAAUGAGUGAGUGAUGCAGGUUUCGUUUCUCCAGGGCAGUAUGGGUGUGUGUCCCCUGCUCCUGCUCCUGCUCCUGCAUGUGGCCUUUGUGGCCCUCAGCACGGCCCAGACUCUCCCUCACCUUUCAGGUGCGGUCCAGACCACCAAACCUACACCCCAUCCUCCCACGACACCCCUAAUCAUAGUCACCAAUGGAUCCCCAACAGCCGCUCCAACAUCCACACCGUCCCCACAACUUAUUGCAACAAAAGCCUUCAAUGACUCUGAGGGUACUGCGGCCCCAGAGGCUACCACUGCUCCUCCAGUCGUCCCUCCUCCAGUUGUGCCCAUCCCUACUGUGGUGCUACCUGUACCGCCAACCCCAACUGCCGCAUCCCCGUCUCUCACCACCAACCAAACUGGAGAUCACCAGACCACCGUUUUGGCUCCAGCAGGGACGCCAACGCCUGAUCCCACAUCCACCCAGUCCUCCUCAGAGCCCGAGACGGAGACCCCGUAUACCCCAGCUGAUGCCACCACUGCUGACGUCAACAAGCCAGAAGGUGAAGAGCAAGAUGACACAGCGAUCAUGGCAGUGAUGGUUGCCUUAUCCUCUCUGCUGGUCAUUGUCUUCAUCAUCAUCAUCCUUUACAUGCUCAGGUUUAAGAAGUACAAGCAGGCAGGGAGCCACUCCAACUCCUUCCGCCUGACCAACGGCAGAGCUGACGACACAGAACUCCAGAGUGUACCGUUAUUGGCUCGCUCUCCAAGCACCAACAGGAAGUACCCGCCUCUUCCUGUCGACAAGCUGGAGGAGGAAAUGAACCGUCGAAUGGCUGACGACAAUAAACUCUUCCGGGAAGAAUUCAAUGCGCUGCCAGUGUGUCCCAUUCAAGCCUCAUGUGAUGCCGCCUCCAAGGAGGAGAAUAAGGAGAAGAACAGAUAUGUCAACAUCCUGCCCUAUGAUCAUUCUAGAGUUCAUUUGACCUCUCUGGAGGGUGUUCCUGACUCAGACUAUAUCAACGCUUCCUACAUAAAUGGAUACCAGGAGAAAAACAAAUUCAUUGCUGCACAAGGACCAAAAGAAGAGACAGUCAAUGACUACUGGAGGAUGAUCUGGGAGCAAAACACUGCCACCAUCGUCAUGGUCACCAAUCUGAAGGAGCGGAAAGAGUGUAAAUGUGCUCAAUACUGGCCUGACCAGGGAUGCUGGACUUACGGAAACAUCCGCGUGUCGGUAGAGGACACGAUGAUCUUGGUUGACUACACCAUCCGGAAGUUCUGCAUUCAGCAGGUGGGGGAUGUUUCCGGUAAGAAGCCUCAGAGGCUGGUCACACAGUUUCAUUUCACCAGCUGGCCUGAUUUCGGGGUUCCUUUCACUCCGAUUGGCAUGCUGAAGUUCCUGAAAAAGGUCAAGAACUGCAACCCACAGUAUGCUGGACCCAUAGUGGUUCACUGCAGUGCGGGUGUUGGCAGGACGGGCACCUUUAUCGUGAUAGAUGCAAUGCUGGACAUGAUGGGUGCAGAGAGAAAGGUGGACGUUUUCGGGUUUGUGACACGGAUCAGAGCCCAGCGCUGUCAGAUGGUUCAGACCGAUAUGCAGUAUGUGUUUAUUUUCCAAGCUUUGCUGGAGCACUACCUGUACGGCGACACGGAGCUGGAAGUGACGUCUCUGGAGACUCACAUGAAUAAACUCUACGCUCCUUUACCUGGAGCUGGCUGUGGAGGCCUGGAGGCAGAGUUUAAGAAACUUACCUCCAUUAAAAUCCAGAAUGACAAGAUGAGAACAGGAAACCUGCCUGCCAACAUGAAGAAGAAUCGUGUUUUGCAAAUCAUUCCAUAUGAGUUUAACAGAGUGAUCAUCCCUGUAAAACGUGGAGAGGAGAACACGGAUUACAUCAACGCCUCUUUUAUAGAUGGUUACAGGCAGAAAGACUCGUACAUGGCGUGUCAGGGGCCGCUCCAGCACACCAUCGAGGACUACUGGAGGAUGAUCUGGGAGUGGAGGAGCUGCUCUAUCGUUAUGCUGACCGAGCUGGAGGAGAGAGGACAGGAGAAGUGUGCUCAGUAUUGGCCUACAGAUGGUGUGAUGGUUUGUGGAGACAUGUCCAUCGAGCUGAAGAGGGAGGAGGAAAGUGAGAGCUACACUGUUAGGGACCUUCUAGUCACCAAUAACAGAGAAAAUAAGUCUCGCGCUGUGAGGCAGUUUCAUUUCCACGGCUGGCCUGAGGUGGGCAUCCCGUCUGAUGGGAAGGGCAUGAUCAACAUCAUCGCUGCAGUUCAGAAGCAGCAGCAACAGUCUGGAAACCACCCAAUCACUGUGCACUGCAGUGCUGGUGCAGGACGCACUGGGACAUUCUGUGCUCUCAGCACAGUCCUGGAGCGGGUGAAGGCAGAGGGCAUUCUGGACGUUUUCCAGACAGUGAAGAGUCUAAGACUACAGAGACCGCACAUGGUGCAGACACUGGAGCAGUACGAGUUCUGCUACAAAGUGGUCCAGGAAUACAUCGAUGCCUUCUCUGACUACGCCAACUUUAAGUAAAGCCACGGUCACCAGACUUUACCAGUCUUGCACUCACGUCCACACUUUCACCUAAACACAGCUAAACGAGACAGACUGCCAGCGCAAAGCAAAAGGGAACGCAAAAAUCCUUUGGCCGGCAACCACAAGAACAUGAUGCCGAAAGUGAAAAACAAAAACAAAGCAAACACCAUUAGAGAUGCCUUCUUGAAUAUUUUGUAAUAUUGCUCUUGUUAAUACGGCCCUUUCCCAUUUUUCUCAGUGUAAAUAUGCUCUUGUUUUUAUUUUUAUUUUUUUUGGUUUUAGAAGCUGUUUCAUUGCGGCUUUUAGAGUGACCUUAAUAUAGUUUACUGGUAUAUAAAUACAUACAUGAAUAUUUUAAAACGGCGCUUUGGAGACAGACGUUAAAAGAGAGGUAGCAAGUUGAGGGUGCUUUUCACUGGGUGUUUUACAAAACAAAAAACCUUCUUUUUCUGCAGUUAAGUGACUGACAACUAUUUAAAUGGCAGCUCAAUCCCUCUUUGCUGUUGCCUGUAGCUACGUAGCGCACAAAGUGACUAAUUGGAACCAAUCACGGUGCAUUAGGCACAGUAAUCGAGCGUGUUCACGAUUAAAAGAAAUUCACUGUGCUUUCCGAUUAUGUUCACUGGAGUGACAGAUAACAUUCUGUGUGUUUUGACACUCUCGUUGUGUCUAUUUUUUUAUUUAAUUUUUUUACAUUUUUGGGGGAAGUAUGACUUAAGAUUGAAGAUGCUAAAACGGUCAAAUGUGUUUUUAAGCUGUCGGUUUUGUUUCAAUGGGUCAGAACCAAUUUGUUAUCCGCUUUAGUCCAAACUAGAAAAUAUUAGAGUAAGACUUUAAAAGAAAAGAGGAUUCCCUGAGCGUUUCGAUGAAAGGAAAUACAGCUUUAGACUGUUCAUGUUAUUUCUUUUCUAUCAUUUUGUCCCCUCACAAUGGUGUAC